Haliotis rubra (blacklip abalone) is the source of this 5279-nucleotide messenger RNA. RefSeq names its product nuclear receptor subfamily 5 group A member 2-like. Gene Ontology annotation, biological process: tissue development; regulation of transcription by RNA polymerase II; hormone-mediated signaling pathway. The coding region runs from base 147 to 1772 and encodes 541 amino acids. The transcript has 8 exons. The record is from RefSeq and is a predicted model, not a curated record. Gene Ontology annotation, cellular component: RNA polymerase II transcription regulator complex. NCBI's taxonomy places the organism in Eukaryota, Metazoa, Mollusca, Gastropoda, Lepetellida, Haliotidae. Gene Ontology annotation, molecular function: RNA polymerase II cis-regulatory region sequence-specific DNA binding; nuclear receptor activity; zinc ion binding.
AAGUAUGUCGGUUGUCAAUGUCCAGUGUAGUAUAUCAGUAGAGCUGUACGAGUGACUGAGACUAGCAGGGCAAGAGCACCUACAUACCCGUCACGCCUCCUCGGGGAUCCCUCACAGCGGACCCACACACUCGUCGGUUGGACCACAUGGAACGGACGUAUGCAUACAACAUGGCAACCACGCAUACCGGCAUCAUGCCUGAGCUGAUCGGCGGUGUCCACAUGUCCACAGGACUAACACUGGACGCCAUCGCCUGCAAGGAAGAAGACGCUGUGGUAGUUGACUACAUUCUCAAAGCGUCCACCUCCAGCAGUGAUGCCCAGUAUCCACCGGACAUCAAGAGUGGGUUUGAAGAGCUAUGCCCGGUGUGCGGUGACAAGGUGUCAGGCUACCACUAUGGCCUGCUUACCUGUGAGAGUUGUAAAGGUUUCUUCAAGAGAACAGUCCAAAACAAGAAAGUGUAUUCCUGUGUAGAUAAUAGAAGCUGCCAAAUCGAUAAGAGUCAACGAAAAAGAUGUCCAUAUUGCAGAUUUCAGAAAUGUCUCAGUGUGGGCAUGAAGUUAGAAGCUGUGAGAUCAGACAGAAUGCGAGGAGGGAGAAACAAGUUUGGUCCAAUGUACAAGCGAGACAGAGCCUUAAAGCAGCAAGCUCUUCGCCAGCAGCAGCAGAUUGUGUCCCAUUGCCAGAUGAGACUCGCCAAUGGUAUGGCAGCGAUGCCUGGGUCCCCGGAAGACAUCAAGCCAGAUCCAGCUCUCUUAAACAUCUCUUACAGAAUAGAUUCACCCCCUGGAAGUAUGGGUGGUCAGACUAGCAUAACAUGUCCAUCUCCUCCUGUUGGUAACCAUAACAAUAACAGCAACAGCAACAACAGUAACAGCAACAGUAACCCAAUCAACACUGCCCAACAUACCUCGAGUCCACUGCCUCUAACCUCACAUCAUCGUGCUCUGUCACCUCUAAACUCUUAUCCUAUGUCAUCCUCCUACCCCUCAGUGAUGGACGCCUUGCGCACCUACCACCCAUCAACACCUCAGGUGUCCACAGCCAUCAUGCCUCCCCAGCUUGUGGCAGACCUAAAGUCAAGUAUGGCUGAAGAAGCGGAGGUCAAACACAAGCUAUUAUCAUUUCUACAGACAGAAUUUGGGCAGCUGGAUGUAGCAGGACACCCAGAGCAUUUCCUACAACUGAUGUGUAAGAUGACUGACCAGCUGCUCUUCCUCAUGGUGGAAUGGGCACGCAGCUGCUUCUUUUUCAAGGAACUCAAGGUGGAAGAUCAGAUGAAGCUUCUCCAAAACUCCUGGAGUGAAAUACUUAUAUUGGACCUAGUAUUCCGUCAAGUCAGCGAGUCUUGGUCUAGUGACAUUAUUCUGGCCAGUGGCCAUAGGAUUGGCUUCGAUGUGCUGGACAAACUGGGCUUGAGUGAUGUCAAGGCUCGAAUUUAUGAACUCAUAAAAAAGGCAAAGGACCUUAAGAUUGAUGUCUAUGAAUAUGCGUGCCUUAAAUUUCUGAUUUUGCUCAAUCCAGAUGUGUCAGGAUUGGAAAACCGUCACUAUGUCGAGCAGAGCCAGGAAAAAGUAAAUGCUGCACUCCUUGAAUAUUGCCUUAAUUUCUACCCAGAAAUGAAGGACAAAUUUGGUCAAGUACUUUUGCGACUUCCUGAAAUCCGUCUCAUUAGUAUUCAAGGAGAGGAAUUUCUCUACUAUAAACAUCUGAGUGGAGAAGUGCCUGACCAAACCUUGCUCCUGGAGAUGCUUCACUCAAAGAAGAAAUAGCAGCUGGUUGUGAGGAAAGAGACAGAUAUUAUGUAGCAUGUGUGUGUGAUCAGUGCAUCAGUCAUCAGCUGAGAGACACUACAGCAAGCUAGCUCUGUACAUGACAUGUAUAUAAACUGGGAAGCAGGCAGACUGCCAUCAACUCUACGUAAACAGGGCAGACUGGAUGCAGAGCCUGGGACAUAGCAGCUUUUUGUUGAUGCUUAUAUCAUAGCCAGGAAAACUCAUUGAUGUAUACAAUAAGUAGUUCUACAGGUAUGACAGACUUGAGCAGAAGGGGCGAGCUGACAAUCAUUGUUGCUUCACAAUUAUAGGGGUGUACUUACACCAUGCAAGGUAACAUGUACAUGUACAUAUCUCAGAAGACAAAAUACUGAUGAUGACUAAGUGUGCAUCUCUCCAUCACAGCAAAUCUUUGUAGUUAUGUUUUGUUAUCAGUCUUUCAUUCAGAACUUGUGGUGACGUUUCUGUGUUGUACAAUCCUUGUAGUACAAGUAAAGACAGAUUGUAGUGCUCCAUUUAUAAUGCUUACUUGGCUGUCUUCAGUAAUGAUUAUGAAUGUUUUAGUCAUCUAGUCCCUCAUGCUAACUUAAACAAAAACAUGUUCAACUGAAACCACUGUGACCUGGAACAUUACUCAAUAUUUUACCCCAGAAUCAGAUCACAAGUCAUUUUCUUACAUAGGAGAGUUGUUUAUUUUUUGUCUUGAGUCGACCAUUGAAAAACAUGGUGAUGUGAUGUGAUGAAUGUUCAGUUUGGUUGAUGUUUACCAGUUGCAGCAUCUGCUGGUUUAGGUAUACUGAGAUCAGCACAAAGUAUUAGGUCAAGAAGAAUGAAUAUUGACAUGAAACAUAUCAAAAUACUCAAGUUACAACCAAAUGCUGAAGCAUGUAACAGCACUUUGACCUUUAAGUGUACACUAGUGAUGAACCAGUAGUGCAAGAAGAGUGAGUGGUGAGGCGUGUCUCACCGCCAUGCUGCACCGUGUCAGGGUUCAAACAUAUAUGCUUUGUUUUGCCCAUCAGGAUAUGAAUCAAGUUUGCAGAUACUUUAGUGUUGUUAGUAUUCUGUAGCUGUGAGGAUUACUGUAGCACGCCUCUGGAAGACUUGGAGCCGUAGAUCCACCAUGACCCACUUGUGGCAUGUGUGCAGCUUGCUGAUGGCAAGUGGAAGUCAUACGCCAAAAUAAACAAGGCAGCUAAACUUUGCAUCUUUGGCAGUGGACAAUAUUUAGGGUAGUUACACACACUUCACAUGUCCUUGUCUUAUAAGAGUGUUGUGGCUGAGUGUGUGAAACUUAACUACUGGCUACGUUACUUCUAUUACCCCUUCUGUAGGGCUCCAUAGCUGAACACAGGAUUACUACAGCGUUUCUGUAAAAGGUCAAACAGGAAUCUCUCCGAUAUAUAUGUAUAAGAAGGUAUAGCUAUACAGACAUUUCAACACAUACGUUUGUAAUAUGUGGCCUUGCUGUGUGGACUCUGAGGAAUGACACAGUCGUGCUUUCUGUCAGCCAUCAAGUAAGGAGUAUUGGUGUUGGAGCAUAGAGACAUCCCCAUUUCCACCUCUGUCAUCAGGAACCUACAAGUGCAUUGCCCAACAAGUGCUCUUAUUCACAUUUAUUGUAACUUGGGAUUUUACAAACCCUUUCAUCCAAUGCAUGUGCCUGCUUAAGGGACAGAUGUGUUAUUCCUUGGAUAUUUCUAGAUUGUUUUACACAUCCUAUAUGAAAUAAUGUAUGUGUAGCCAGAAAACACUGUCCAUCUAAUCUUGUAAAAUAAACACAUCUUCAUUCUUUAAAGGGGAAAGAGAGUAGUCCUUAUGAACAACUGUUGUCAUACAUACUCUAAUAACGAUUGUACAUCUUGAACAUGGGGUCAAUACAGGAGUCAUAGAAGGACAGUUUAGCUGAGAAUCAGGUAGAUAAAUAUUUGAAUGCUUGUUACUUUAUGGGGCUGGCAUUUGCUGGACAAAUGUAUGUUUGGUACAUUCAUUUCUUUUCACAAAUGGCUUUGCCCUUGAUGGAGAAGAGUGGGAAGAUCUGCUCCAUUUAUGUGAAUAUGCUAACCACACUAGCUUUGUAUAUUUGUAUUAAAGCCGGCUUUUGUAUAUAUAGUGUGAAAGCUUGUUGGCAACUUGUUGAUGUAUUGCUAUACACACUGGCCUCAAUGGUUAUUUCCUGGUAAUCAGCAGCUUACAGUGAAUGUGAUAUCUCUACUGACAUCAAUUCUUUUAGAACAAAAUAUUUAAUCUCUGUUAUGUGAAAACAGCUUCAAAACUACUGCUUGAUUUUUUAUUCUUGUGUUAUUGUCAUGUUAUAUUGAGUGAUUAUAAACUGUUAAAGAGUUCCUGUAUUUGGAAUACCAUGUAGCCAGAGAAUGGUUGAGCACUGUGUUAGAAUGAGGAAAUAAUCAUUGAGAAUGGCCUACCUUGUUGCAUGUCGAUCUCUCUUACUCUGGCAGGAAUUUCUACAUCAUUGCAGCAUAUGUGCUGUUGUAUGGUGCAUCAGAUUUGAAUAUAUAUAUAUAAAUAUUAUAUAUAUGGUCUUUGUAAUCAAAAUGUGAAUAUUGUAUUUCCCUAUGGCCAUGCAACAUGUCAGCAUGGUAUUCUGGAAGCUGUAUCAUGUUGGUGAGUGUUGCACAUACUUGUGUCGUGCUCCUCCUCCUCCAGCAGGGGAGAGGUUGCAUUGGGUGACGUUACACACGAUGCUGUCACCUGGCUGGUGCCAGCUGCCACAACACUCCAGGCGUGUCACAAAGUAUUACCAGUCAGGGACAUAUCUUGCCAGUUGAUCAGUGCAAAUACUGAAGCUAAAAGCUGAGAAGUGACAUUCAUCAUAAAGACUUGGAUAUGCUACCAGUUUCCAGGAAUUGUUAACGGUUGUCUUCAGUGGCAUCAUAAUAGCUAAUGGUUUGACACUCAGAGAUUAUUGUUUAGAUACUAAAUACUAUUCCAGAGGGUGCUUGUACUCCUCCUCUCUCUAUGACUGGUGACACCUGUAGAUUGAGGGGUAUGGCUGUCGUGUAAGCAGGGACAGGGAUGGAAGAGAUACAGGUGCAGAUGUGUCCUUGGAAACCUGGAGUCAGUGAUGGCUGCCAUCAUAAUGUGUUGGUUAUAUCAGAGUGGUUUUUCAGAUUGGUCAUCUUGAUUCUGUAGAGUGAAAGACACACUGACACAUGUUCACAAUACUCGACUGGAGCAUGAACAAGAGAACAUAUAGAAGACACCCUGAAACAAGAUUAGAGAUAGAAUAAAGACAGUUAUUUUCCCAGUUAAUACCGUAUCGUUAUAGGGUAACAUGGACAUUUUGAUAGAGAAGAGUAUGGGGUUAUGAUGUAAAUACUGUAAUCUCUGUCAGUCGCUCAUGUUCUUUGUUGUCACAUGGAAACCUGUGUAUCACUUCUCAGCUUUAAAUGUACUGUAAUGAAUUUGUGCUGACAUGUGAAAUUCCACGUGAACUGUGAUAAUGGAGAUGUCGUGAAAAAUAAACUGGCCAAUCAAAGCUAA